AGUCCAUUGCUCGCCAAUACUCCCGGUUUGGCGCUAACCGUCCCGAAGAGUAGUUUCCGAUUGACGGAAGAGUCGGCCGCACUGAUUGGUCGAGCUCUUCAAAUACUAUGUGAUUUACCGCUGCUUUGUUCGCCAAAAGGAAGUACUGUUAUAUUGCCGUCAAUACUGUAUUUAGUGACAGGAGUUCUGCGGGAGUCGUCGACCCAAAUGAAUGGCGUGUCAAUCGCUGACAGUCAGCCCGUGUCUACAGUCCUGAGUUGUCUUCGAUCGUUGAGCGCAUCCUCUUUGGCGAAGAACAGUAUCUGCGGCCAAAAGUGGACCGAAUUAUUACAAAGCACUUUAGCUGUGAUUCUCGACUUGUGUAAGACAAGUGAUUCGGACGAACCAAAACCCGAUGAGAUAACAACACUGUUAGCGGUCGGCAUAUUUAUAGUGAAAGCGCCGUCAGCUGUAGUGCAGGCGCCUAACCUUCAAUACCCAGCUAUUAAUCUGUUGAAACAAUCGCUUCAAAGCGACAAAAAACUCGUUCAGCUAAAGUGUAUUCAAACAAUACGAGCCAUAUUUGAACAGUCACUGAGUGAAGUGUCCGUCCCAUACAUCCAUAUCCUGGCGCCGCGAAUGAUAGAACUGCUCAAUAAUUUGGUCAAAAAUGUCAAAACAAAUGAUUUUGUCAGUCAAGUGGAGUGCGAAAUAGUCUUAGAGUUGUUCCAAACGCUGGAAGUGCUCAUUGAAAUCGCACAAAACGAUAAAAAAGCCAACAUUUUGGUGAUAUAUUUGCCAUUAAUGGUAAACCUAUUAUCUGACGACAACAUAAGUCGAGUGCGCGGCUAUCGGCGCGUUCUUCACAAUCACGCGCUCCAGAAGUUGACGUCAAUCGGACCGAAACAUCCGCAAGAGUUCCGUCAAGUGAUCGGUUCUGUGCCGAAGUUCCGCAACAAUCUGGAGAACGCCAUUAGAAAUCAGCAAAUAAGUGAAAACAGUGUACAAAAUGUGUCGCAAAACGUUUCCGUUCACAAAGAGAACCCAACCAUUAAAUUGAAAGUCGAUUUCAGUAAUUAUACCGAAAAUUUGAAUUAAAACAAUCGCUGAAAGCCAAUCGACUUAACCAUUUUUGCUACACUUUACUAUUCAUAUAAUCCUUUGUUUUUUAUAUAUAUUUAUUUUAUUUAUUAUAUUUAAUAUAUGAAAUGAUGUCUCUUUUGGAUAUUUAUACCGUUAGUACUAUAAAAAAUAUAAGACAAACAAAUUGUACGCUUUGUUGUGCGGCAGAGAAGUUGUGAUUUGCAUUGAACUGCGAUAUAAAGUUUUGAAAAUUGAUUGACUUUUUGAUUACUGUUAACUCAUAUCUUAAGCGAAGCACAGUUUCAUUUUGGAGCUCAGCUUCUCUGUCGACGGACGACAAAACUUUUAUUACAUAUUUAAUAUUCGACUAAAUUAUCAAUGAAAAUGUGGUUUAGAUUUUAUUUUAAUUAUAUCGUAGGAAUCAAUUUAAACAAAACAAUGUUAUUGUGAAGUGAGUGAGAGAUUGAUAAAAGCAAUGAAAUGGGAAGAGAGGGAGGGGAGAGAGACUUACAAGUGUGAGGCUAUUAUAGAAAAUUUA
Messenger RNA from Medioppia subpectinata, 1600 nucleotides. NCBI's taxonomy places the organism in Eukaryota, Metazoa, Arthropoda, Arachnida, Sarcoptiformes, Oppiidae. The record is from the annotation of a GenBank genome assembly.